Molecule: messenger RNA, 2505 nt
Organism: Exserohilum turcica Et28A
Lineage: Eukaryota; Fungi; Ascomycota; Dothideomycetes; Pleosporales; Pleosporaceae
Exons: 6
Molecular function (GO): ATP binding; ATP-dependent chromatin remodeler activity
Source: RefSeq, a predicted model, not a curated record
CAAAAGGGGCUAGAGCAGAUGGCCAAGCAAAAGGAAUCUCUCUUUAAUUCCAAUGUCUUUCUUCAACAGGCUGGUCCAGAUGCACCGGAUCAACCUACGUUUAGGUCAGCAGUCAAGAGAGACGCUUUAAGAGAACUCAUCAAGAGCCUGCCACCGGAACUGAAGAAGCAGGCCACGCGAGAUAAAAGCAACCUGGAGGAUGCAACGAAAGAGUUCAACGGUACAGGCGAAAUCCGAAUUGAUCCAAACAACCACCAGCUCUGGCGGCUCAAGGGAUUCAAGACCCCAUUAAAGUCGUAUCAAGUCUUUGGCGUUGCUUUUAUGCGCAAACGUGAAAACUCAAAGACACAGCCAAAAGGAGGCUUGAUGGCGGACCAGAUGGGACUGGGCAAGACAGUCAUGAUGCUAGCCAGCAUGACCAACGGGCAGCGGCCAGAAAAUGCUCGGAGCAGAAAACCCAAGACGACGCUGAUCGUUGCCAGUCCCGCCAUCCUCACGCAAUGGCAGAACGAAAUCGAGCAGCACAGCAACUUUGGCUGGCUGCGUUACGGCGCCGGAACACGCAUCUACUCGAGCAACAACCUCAAGGUGUUGCUGGAAAACGACAUUGUCCUUACCACGUACAACGAGGUCAUGAGGUCGUACCCGAAAAACGAUCCGCCCGCCAACUGCACGACAGCGGAGCAAAAGGAGAAGUGGUGGGAAGACACGUACGAGGAGCGCCGCGGCGUGCUGCACCGCAUCAAGUUCCUGCGCAUUGUCCUCGACGAAGCGCAAGCCAUCAAAAACCACAAGUCGCGCACAUCGCUGGCCUGCCGCGCUCUCAUGGCCAAGCACAGGUGGGCGCUCAGCGGGACUCCGAUCCAAAACAGCCUGGCGGAACUAUAUCCUUACUUUGAAUUCAUCGGCGUCCCCGACACGAGCGGUUUCGCCGAGUUCAAGAGCAACUUGUGCAACCCGAAGCAUCCGGAGAAGAUGCUGCAGCAGCUUUCCAAGUUUAUGAUUCGCCGGACGCACGAAGAUAAGAUGUUUGGGGCCCCGAUUCUCAAGUUGCCCGAGGCCGGGCAGACGACGUUCUGGUGCGAGUUCAACUCGGUGGAGCGCUGCAUUUAUGAUAUUGUGUAUGAGCGAUUUGUGGAGCGCAUUAAUGCGUGGUCUAGGGAUGGGAUGCUGAAUAAGGCUUAUAGCAAUAUCCUCGUACUGCUCUUGAGACUCCGGCAGCUAGCUGCGCAUAUCCUCAUGCUUCAAUUCGUCAUGCGCGACCUCCUCGAGCAAGAAGACAUUGAGCGCAUCCACAACGUCGUCAAUGUGCAAGCCGCCGACGGUCGAAAUGGAAACACGAUUGUGGCCGUGCAAAAGCAGCUUGAGCAGCUGGCCAACAAGGAAAAGAAGAAGAAGGAGCGCAGCGAUUCCGAAGCAAAGGAGACCACCGAGUACGAUGACUCUGACAAGGACGACGACGCAGACGAAACUCCAUACUUGACGCAGCCGGAAGAAGCGACUCAGUUGGAAGCCGGCGGCGACUUUGGCCAAAGCUACAAUUUCAAGCCCUAUCUCAGGAGCCUGAAAACAGGCGCAAGCUGGGACACGGCACGCAAAAACGCAAAGUGCAUUGAGUGCGGCGAGAACCCCAUAGCGCCCAUGACGACUUCGUGCGGCCACCUUUAUUGCGGAACGUGCUAUGAGGAUGCGUGUCUCCGCAAUGCUGAGCAGGGCGUUGAUGUUACGCGGUGUGCAGCCUGUGGCAUCAUUCCUGAUUACGUGCAUCCGUGCGACCUGGAAGAGACGACUACAACUAGGAGCGGUAAGAAGAAGAAGGGUCGCAAGCCACCGGGAAACGAAGACAUUCCGGAUGACUGGCUCGAUGCCGUCUGCGGCGAUGUGCUGCCGUCUGCGAAGACUAUUGCCAUCAAGUCGCAGCUCAUGAACUGGUUCAAAGACGAUCCUGAUGUCAAGAUUAUUAUUUAUACCCAGUUUCUUGCCAUGAUUCGCAUUCUGGGACACGUUUGCAAGAAGGAAGGGUGGAAAGCUGAGCAGUAUCAUGGCAAGAUGAGCCUGGAGGACCGCGAUCAGGCGAUUCGCACGUUUGCGCGGGACCCAGAAUCGAGGGUUUUGCUCGCAAGUCUACAGUGUGGUGGCUUGGGCCUCAACCUCACCAUGGCUUCCAAGGUCAUCAUCAUUGAUCCAUGGUGGAACUCUGCGGCAGAGCAACAAGCGUUUUGCCGUGUCUUCCGCAUUGGGCAGAAACAGGAGACCUUCAUGGUGCGUCUUUGCGUGAAAGACACGGUGGAUGUCAAGAUUAUCGGAAUCCAAGCGCGCAAGGAUUGGGAGAUCAAACAGGUCAUGGGAAGGUACGUUCACGUUUGUGUUUCCAGGAAGGAUUCGCGCCGGUUGAUGGAGGCGUUCGGAGAGGUGGGCAGGGACGCCAAGGGCAAUCCGUACAUCAUCAACAGUGACACAAAGGCACGCCAUGACUGGAGGGCUGGGCGUGGCGAGGAUGACGAG